AUGACUUCCACAAUCGGCAUCCCCAUCAAGCUGCUCAAUGAAGCACAGGGACACAUCAUCACCCUCGAAAUCACCUCAGGCCAGACAUACCGCGGCAAGCUGUUGGAAGCUGAGGACAACAUGAAUAUUCAACUCAAGGAUAUCACUGUGACGGCACGAGACGGACGCGUUAGUCAUUUGGACCAGGUCUACAUUCGAGGCAGCCAUGUGCGGUUCUUCAUCGUACCUGACAUGUUGAAGAAUGCACCCAUGUUCCGAAGUCGCAAUGCUAGAGGUCGCGGUGUGGGUUUGGCAAGAGGAAGGGCAACGGUCAGCAGGGCAAGAGCAAGUGGGCGUGGUGGU
This is a messenger RNA of Pseudomassariella vexata, 342 nucleotides long. Its product is annotated as LSM domain-containing protein. Gene Ontology annotation, biological process: spliceosomal snRNP assembly; RNA processing. NCBI's taxonomy places the organism in Eukaryota, Fungi, Ascomycota, Sordariomycetes, Amphisphaeriales, Pseudomassariaceae. The record is from RefSeq and is a predicted model, not a curated record. Gene Ontology annotation, cellular component: SMN-Sm protein complex; U12-type spliceosomal complex; U1 snRNP. Gene Ontology annotation, molecular function: RNA binding. The annotation marks the transcript as partial. The transcript is spliced from 3 exons.